CCGCCAGCUGGAGAGAAGCGCUCCAGCCGCCGCUGACAAAGGAAGGGAGAAUGCCCGCGCGCCGUGGUGCCAGCCGCGCGCAGCCUGGCGGCCGCCUGAGCCACUUCACCCUCCACCGGUCCCAGGGAACACUGUCAGAAUCUCAAUAACCCUACUCAAUAACCCUGCCAAGUAGAUCUCAGUUACUGAAGGAAUUGUGGAUUCUGGAAAUGUACCCAUGAAGAAUUCUGAGAGAAUGUGUUCAGUUAUCCUGCCGUGAUUAAACACGACACUGCUGUAUUUUAACUGAGCUUGGCAAAGCAAGGAUAUGAACAAUUGUGCAGGUGGGUUACUCAGGGUGAGCGAAGAGAUAAGGCGUCCAAUCAGGGACUGGCCACCUGCAGCCCUGCCAAUAUGCCCCUCCACCAGAUUUCCGUGAUCCCAGCACAGGAGACUGCCAGCAAUGGGAGAAGUUCAGUGGGCAGAAACAGAGAGAAGAACAAGGAAGUCGAGAAUUUCAGAAAUUGAAAAGGGAUAAGAGGAAGGAGAAAAUGCUGGGCUGGUGUGAAGCGAUAGCUCGCAACCCUCACAGAAUCCCCAACAACACACGGACACCUGAGAUCUCAGGGGAUUUGGCCGACACCUCACAGACCUCCACAUUGAAUGACAAAUCCCCAGGGCGAUCUGCAAGUCGAUCGAGCAACAUUUCAAAAGCAAGCAGCCCAACAACAGGGACAGCUCCCAGGAGCCAAUCAAGGUUGUCUGUCUGUCCAUCCACUCAGGACAUCUGCAGAUCUGCCAUCUUGCAUGACAUGUCAGAAGAGGCAUUUGAGUACUGCACCCCUGUCAUGGUGCUGAGCCCUGCUAGGAAGGAGUCUGGUAAGAAACCAGUAAAACAGAGACCUAGGAGGAGGAGAAGGGGCUCUGAGAGAUAUGAGCAUGCAGAAGAACAAACAAAAGGGAGAAGAAGUGAUUUUCACCUCCCAAUCUCAAGCCCCAGAUGGAGGGAGCUUUAUACAGAUUCUUCAGAUUCAUCUUCUGCAGAUGAGGGUCAUUGGACUCAGGCCAAAAGAAGAGCCCAGGUUAAAUUCAGACUGUCGAGAAGAAGAAGGAGAAAUAAUAACAGACCACAUGAAAACUUCAAUGGGUCUUCUACUCCUAAUGGAAUUGAGCUUGUGGAUUUGGGAUCCAAAGGUAAAAAGCAGCAAGAGCCGACUGACUGUGAGAGUUGCUCUUUAAAUCUCUGCAGAGGAAAAGGCACCAGGUACCAAGAAUGCAGUCAUUCCCUGCCUGGAGGGUCCCUGGUCAUUCAGAGAUCCUCCAGGAACCAUGAGAACAGCAAAGGCAGAUACCACCACACCGAUUCUCAGCUCUUGCAAAGUCUCAGGCAAAAUGAAAUCACAAAAAGGAGAUUAUCAGAAACCGAUUCCAGCACUGAAAUAUUGCCAAUUCAAGAAGGCAGCAAGUAUGUGGAAGAUGCAGAGCUCCGGGUGAACAGCCCUGUGCAGAAGCCUCCUGCCACUUGGGAUGGCGGGUCUGAUAAUUUAGAAAUAUGCAGAAUCUGUCACUGCGAAGGGGAUGAAGAAAGCCCCCUCAUUACACCCUGCCGCUGCACGGGGACCCUGCGCUUCGUCCAUCAGGCCUGCCUUCAUCAGUGGAUCAAGAGCUCAGACACGCGCUGCUGUGAGCUCUGCAAGUAUGACUUCGUGAUGGAGACCAAGCUGAAGCCCCUCCGGAAGUGGGAAAAACUACAGAUGACCACAAGUGAAAGGAGGAAAAUAUGCUGCUCUGUCACAUUCCACGUAAUCGCAAUCACCUGUGUGGUGUGGUCCUUGUAUGUAUUGAUAGACCGGACAGCAGAGGAAAUCAAGCAAGGCAAUGACAAUGGUGUCCUGGAAUGGCCAUUUUGGACAAAACUGGUUGUGGUGGCCAUCGGCUUCACAGGAGGUCUCGUCUUCAUGUACGUACAGUGCAAAGUCUACGUUCAGUUGUGGCGCAGGUUGAAGGCCUACAACCGUGUGAUAUUUGUACAAAAUUGCCCAGACACUGCCAAAAAACUGGAGAACUUCUCAUGCAGCGUGAACACAGACAUCAAGGACGCCGUGGUAGUGCCUGUAUCACAAACAGGCACAAAUUCACUGCCAUCUGUGGAGGCUGGCCCCCCUGAAGUUGUGUCAGUUUGAUGAAACCAGUUGGGAGUUUCUUACCGAAGAAUAUACCUUUCUAGCCCUCAGCCACUACACAUGACAGAAGUGAUCCUGAAUUAUUCACUUCCUUUUAGCUCCUCCUUUGUCUUACUGAAGCAUUUUUCCCUUACUUUGCUCAAAAAGGAAAGGAGAACACGCCAGGAUCCUAAGAAGUAUAGCCUAAAGUGUGAUCUGGAAACGUGGCAAUUAAGAACCAUUGGAGCCAUGAGUGCUUUUAGGCAAUGGUAAAAAUUAACGGGACCUGUGAUACUCUUCACAGUAGCAGGGGAGAAGUUCAAGAUUACAGACUUGAAUUACAAUGUGUUUUUCUUCUAGGGUCUUGUAAUGUUACCUAUCUCGUCUGGAAAUAACAAACAUAUUUGGUUUUAAGCCUGAAAUUGUCUGCAUUAUCUUUAAGUCACAGGGGAAGCAAACUUGGAGGAUGCAUAUUUUGAUAUACUUGGACAGCUAACAGAUUUUUACGGCUAUAGUGGAGUCCGGUUAUUUUGACAGAUUCAUGUCUUUAAAACAUAUGCAAUACACGUUUGAAGAUAUUAAUACUUAGGAUUAUUUAAAUCAUGAACGAAAGACGUUCAGAGAACUUUUGGGUUUAAGUAGCUCUGUUAACUACCCACAGAAAUCAGCCAGCAGGUCCUCUGUUUCCGUCUGGCCUCUUAAUACAGAGCUGUACAACGCAUAACAUGAGCCACAAAUAUGGCCAUAUAUGUAAAUUUUUAAUUUCCUGGUAGCCCCAUUAGAAAAGCAAAAAAGGAAAGGUGAAAUUAAUUUUGAUAUUGUUUAUUUAACACUAUAUAUAUAUAACUUAUUUCGACAUGUCAUCAAUAUAAAAAAUUAUUAAGGUAAGUAGUUUAUAUCUUUUUUUUGAACCAAGUUUUCAGUACCCAAAGUUCAGUUUGUAUUUUACUUCACACCUCAAUUUGAAUUAAUUUUAUUGGAUAACACAGCCCCCAAAUUAGAAACUAAGCCUUUGCUUCAUUUAACAGUUGACUAUAUUAAAACAGCAGCUUAUGGGUGGUGCCUGUGGCUCAAAGAAAUAAGGUGCUGGCCCCAGAUACCGGAGGUGGUAUGUUCAAACCCGGCCCCGACCAAAAACUGCAAAAAAAAACCCCAAAAACAAACAAACAAAAAAACACAGCAGCUUUUUUUUUUAUUACAAAGCCCCACAAAUGUUAUGAUUUUACAAAGCACUAAAUCAAAUGAAGUGUUGUGGUUUGAAGAGUUAGAUGUAGUUCAUGUUUCUUUAAAGGGAUUUGUCUAAAGAGUUACGCAUAGAAAGAUAAAGCAUCGGCCUGUAGCAAAGUUGUGAAAUUAACUUGUUUGCUACUAUGGAGCAUUAUGAUAGGGAAAUAAAAAUUAAGUAUUUUUUGUUAUUAAAAAAUGCAUAAGUUUUUUUUUUUUUAAUCUACAUGAGUUGUCAACUUAACAGCUAAGUAUUUUAUGACCAAGAAUCUACACAUUUUAAAAAGCUGACAAGAUUUCUCUUGGUCAGUUGGGAAGCAAAAAUAUUCAACAGAUUCUGUGUUAAUAUAUUAUUUAAGGUUUGACAAAUGAUCAUGUGUUCCUUGCAUAUUCAUGUAAAACUAAAGUGUGAAUGAUUUUGCAGUGAACUAGAUUAAUGAUUACAGACCUAGUAACCUGUCAAAGAAAGAUGUCCUACAUAAAAAAGGUGACCGCUUUUUGUGAGCUUUUGUAUUUAUUAAUGUGAGAAGGCAGCGAUGGCCAUAAGAACCAAAGCAUGGGUACUGUGUUGCACAAAUCUGGGUAUCACAUGGAUGUACUUUGUAAUUAUCAGUGUGCUUGUUCUUCACGGAUUAUCAUAGGAAAAAGGAAAAAAAAAUAACCUUUAAUGAAGAGAAAGAUGGUAUGAAUAUUAGUAGUGGGUGACCAUGAGUUCAACUAGUCCCAAUCUUAGAAAUAAAGAAAAGGUAAACAAUGUCAAAUUGUGUAUAUGUGUGUGUGUGUGUGUGUGUGUGUGGCGUGUGUGGCGUGUGUAUAUUCAUGUAUAUAGGCAAGAAAAAUGCUAAGGUAUUCAUUCAGGAAACAAAAGGUUUAAAGCUCAUCUUUCUCAAAACUUGUUGAAAGCAUAAAGAAAACAAAGCUGAAAUAACUAAACUGAACCAAAAAUUCUGUACAAAGACAUACAUGGUGUUUAAAAAAAAAAUGUAUGAACCUUGAACAAACUAUACUUUGUAUUAAAUUUCUUUUAAAUUUCUGUUUUAAAGAUUUAAGAUAAAUACAUUUAUGGAUAAUAAAGCUUUGGGUGACUUAAACAUGACACCACAGCCAAGAGAUUAAACUUGCCGUAAUUUUCCUGUUAAUUUUUCUAAGCUUUUUAUUAAUCUGUUUUCCCUGUAGUUUACAAUGGGCUAUGUGCUGAUUCCAAAUAUCCCUGGGGGAAUCUAGUCACCAGCAAAGAAAUGGCAAUUUCUCUUUUGUUUGCUCUGGAAGUAAAAGGGAGAUUUACUUUAAUUACUAUGGAAAAUACCCAUUUCAAUUCUACACUUUCAAUUCUAUACAAAGCUAAGCAAGACAGGUAAGUGCAGAGCUUAGGUCACAGUUGGAGAUGACUGGCUAAAAUAAAGCCUCAUUUAUUAAGAGCUACACUUAACACUAAGAAAACAUCUCUAAAAUGAAAAGCAAAGAUAAGCAUUACUAUAUUAAAGACAAAAGAUGAGAUGGGGUUUUAAAACUACAUUUAAAUUUUCCAAAUUAACAUUUGUGGGCUUUGAUGUUAUUGAAAUGAAAAAAUAUAGCUCCCUGGUAGGUUAAAAGUCAACAUUUUAUUUUGCUGUUCUUCUGACCUUUUAAACCCUGAAAUUCUAAAUUUCAAUCUUUAAAAAGCUUUCCUGUAAUGGAUGUUUAUGGUUCAAACAUCAAAUAACUACAUGCAUUUAAAACCCAAUAUUGAUUAUUUUCUUUUUACAUCUGUGUGGCAAUGGAGUAUUUGCCUUUUCAAACAAUGAAUAGAUUUAGCUUUGAGAUAGUGCUUUUUGUGGACUGGUGAGACAUGUACCCCUCAAAAGCAAAACUGCUCUCUGGAAGGACAGUAUUUUGAGACAUGUUUACCUGCUCAUGUAAGAAAUAAAAUGGAAUUGAAACAAAGGAUGAAAAUGGAAGAAUGAACUUACAGUUCUGUUCAAAACUUUAGCUUCUUAAUAAUCAGGCAUCUGUGAUACUAUCAAUACCAUAAGCCACAGAUACUAAUGCUAUUAAUUUUUUAACUAAAGAACUUUCCAUUUUAUUGCAUUGGAUUAGAGAUGAAAAGAAUGAAUGAAAUUCCACUUUGAGCCCAAAGGGCAAUUAAGCUUAGGUACAACCACAAAACAAGAAUGAAAAACAAGUGAUCCCAACAACCUGGGACACAGCAAUACAUAAAGUGAAGGAAGAGAUAACCUGUAGACAGUAAAGUCUCUUGGAAUGCCCCAGCAUUAAACUGCACACUGAACUGCUCUGGACGUAUGACCAUAGUCCCAUAGAGAUGGCCUCAUAGAUGUAUUUUAUCUUGUUUUACAAAAGGUCAUUUGGUGGGUCGCCUUUAGAACAUCUAUUCCUUGGCGGAAAAGUUAGCUCAUUAGAGCAAUGUCAUCAUUAAGAGAAAUGAUUAAGGCUCUUGUCUCUGAAGUGGGAAGAUUAUUCCAUCUGACCCACAUAGUUUACCCUUCCCUGCAUUGAAAAUGAGUAUUUUAGAACAAAGUAGAGCUUUUAAAAGUUAUCAUCAUUAUUAUAGUCGUUAUGUAAUACUUCAAUUAAGAAAGAUGAAAACCUUUUUUUCUUUCCUUAUAUCAGCCCAAAGGUGCUAUUUUACAUAUCAGUACAGAGAAAGGAAGUACUGUUAUGUUGGGCUGCAGUGUUUCCUCUGCAUUGAAGAAAAGCCCAUUCUGAAAUUGAAUACUGCAUUUAAACAAAGAGGGAAAAAUUAUUUUAACUGUGUGCAAUUUUUGAAAUUGGACAUUUGUACUUCUUUGGUUUUACCUAAUUUUCUUGCAUUAACAAUUUACUGUUUUGUGAAUAAUGUGUGCUAAGACAAAUUAAGAAAAAAUUAUCUGUGAAAGACUUUGUUUAUUAAAUCGGUGACCCAAAUCUU
Messenger RNA from Nycticebus coucang (slow loris), 6270 nucleotides. It is a transcript of the gene MARCHF1, whose product is annotated as membrane associated ring-CH-type finger 1. Gene Ontology annotation, cellular component: late endosome membrane; cytoplasm; early endosome membrane. Bases 531 to 2162 code for a protein of 543 amino acids. NCBI's taxonomy places the organism in Eukaryota, Metazoa, Chordata, Mammalia, Primates, Lorisidae. The transcript is spliced from 11 exons. The record is from RefSeq and is a predicted model, not a curated record. Gene Ontology annotation, biological process: immune response; protein polyubiquitination; antigen processing and presentation of peptide antigen via MHC class II. Gene Ontology annotation, molecular function: ubiquitin protein ligase activity; zinc ion binding; MHC protein binding.